AUGGAAGGAGCUCCCCGGAGUAGACCUCAAUAUGCACGUCCAUUGCCCGUGAUUCCUCAUGAACAGCAGGUGCCAUCGCCAUCAAAUUCGUCAAAUAUGUGGAAUCAACAGAAUCAAGGAUACCAGAAUCAACCAUAUCAACAUCAGCAGCCACAGACUCCCGUAUACGAUCAACAAUAUUCAAAGCGCUCUAUUGGUGGACUAGUUUCUCCGGAAGGAAUGCCCCAUGGAUAUCUGAAACGGAGUCCUGAUGAUGCACCUUCUGGAUUACCUCUUCAAAAACGGCUCCGAAAUGCAUCUACUGGAUCAUUGCCUCUUGGACAAGGAUCAAAUGACCUGAUUUCCUCUUCUGAUGAUCGCAACUAUAGGCCUGUAUUCGCUACGCCACGAAUCAUGCCUCCCCCCGCACCACAAACACCAUCAUCCUCGGUUCAUCACAACAGCACUCCUACAACUCCUUCGUUACUACCGCCGCCGCCACCACUACAACAACAUACACCCAACAUGCCUACAAUGGAAGAUGUUCAACGCUUACGACAAGAGAAUGAAGCAUUACGGGAACAAGUCACCAAACUUCAAUCUCAGACUGCAGGUAUGAGUCGUCAACAAACUACUGCGAUCAUGAGACUUGCCAAGAAGGAAGAGGAGAUCCAGUCUUUAUAUACUGAAAUGCAAGAUCUGAGUCAUCGUGUUCAUCCCGAACUGGAUGCAUCAAAACAAAGAUUACUGGAUCCUGUACUUCAUCUGCUAUUCCAAGAAAUGAAGAAGGAGAUUGAUGAAAAGAACAAUAAGAUUGAUGACCUGACACAAGAAUUACAAGCUGCUCAGUUUUCACCACACAACCUCAUUGGACGCAAACUGAUUGCAAAAUGUAAAGCAUUGCAGGGAGAGAAUGAAGAAUUGGGACGUCAAUUGGCGUUUGGUCGUGUUGAGCAGUUACAAGUUGCUCUGGCUUUGGAGAAGAGAGCUAACGGAGAGUUGAAAAAGAGCCUAGAAGAAUCAGACUUGUUGUUAGCCUCACUUGAUGCAGAAAUGGAAGGCAUGCAGGACUCCAUAUUGGGUCUGAGGACAAAAGUCGCAUGGUGUGAAAAGACGCACGGCGAACCCACAACAAAGGAAGAAGCUGAUGGUGAUGAACGACGCAAAACACGCCAUGACCGGACGUAA
Molecule: messenger RNA, 1167 nt
Organism: Synchytrium microbalum
Lineage: Eukaryota; Fungi; Chytridiomycota; Chytridiomycetes; Synchytriales; Synchytriaceae
Exons: 7
Coding region: 1-1167 (388 amino acids)
Biological process (GO): regulation of alternative mRNA splicing, via spliceosome
Cellular component (GO): nucleus
Source: RefSeq, a predicted model, not a curated record